Molecule: messenger RNA, 1486 nt
Organism: Solea solea (common sole)
Lineage: Eukaryota; Metazoa; Chordata; Actinopteri; Pleuronectiformes; Soleidae
Product: SLAM family member 9
Exons: 7
Coding region: 224-1288 (354 amino acids)
Source: RefSeq, a predicted model, not a curated record
AGCAUUCCAAAUGUUAUCACCCAUGUUUCCUUUUGUUUUUGAUUGCCCAACUUAGAAAUAAUUUAGUUGUUGACAGUAGUUUGUCUUGAAUUGCAUUCACUGAGACAAAAUAUAGCUUAAGUAACUUUAUUUUAGGUUACUUGAACCCAAGUGCAUGUGUAACGUGCACAAAAACUUUCUUUGGUAACACUCUUAACAACUUAAAUUUUGAUUGAGUUUUCACAUGCAUGUAGGCAAAACAAUUCAAGUUAAAGUAAUAGUCAAUUUAUCCAUAACGAGGAUUUCCGGGACAAUUUCCAACCACUGUUCCCGUUUUGGAGUAUUCAUACUACUGAGCCAGUUUCUUGUGACUUCUUUCUUACUUGCUACGAGUAAUACUCGUAGCAAGUCAGAUGUGGAGGCGUCCGAGUGUCCUAGUGUCGUCCAUAAACAAGUGGGAGACACCGUGGUGCUUUCAUCAUGUUUACCAUCUGAAGGCGUCACCAAUGCUGAUUGGAUUUAUAAAGAUCAAAUUGUUGAAGAUUUGGAAAAAAGUCAAAAAGGAGCUCAAUUCAGAGGCCGAACGAGUCUAAACCGCAUAAACUUGAGUCUAACAGUGAGACGUCUGACUCUUCAAGAUUCUGGUGUUUACCGUUUUAAAUCUGAAGUAAAUGAAGUACAAAGGACAACAGUCACCAUCACUCUGCACGUUCAUGCACUCCUAACUCCGCCCAUCCUGACUCUCAACUCCAGCUGGAGCGCCUCAAACGAAUCCUGUACUGUUGUGCUGGAUUGCAAUUCCAUGUCUGACAGCAACAUCACCUACAACUGGACGGUAAAGAGCCAGAUCUACAGUGGCUCCAGGCUGCAGUACACCAUCAGGCCACAGGAGGGAGGGACCAUAUUCACCUGCACCAUUUUGAAUAGUAUCGGCGAACAAUCUUUCGCGGAAAAAGCAGUGAAGUGUGACAACAUCACAGAUGAGAUCUCAAAAGGAGAAAAAUUUCCUUUGUGGACCGUGGUGUCAGCAGGAGCUUGUUUGCUGCUGAUCAUCAUCGUCGUCAUCAUAACGGUUAUCUGCGUCUGCAAGCGGAGACAAACUGAAGACAUUUCUCAAGAAAUCGAAACCGAGUAUGCCGAUAUCUCUGAUUAUGUAGUGGAUAAUAAACCCGCUCACGUACCAUCGGUGUAUGACUUCAUAAGAGACCACAGACCCAACCAGGUCACACUAAUGCCCCAUUCAGUGUACGACAAGAUCCAGCUCAGUCGUGUGAGGACGCCCCCUGAAUCGCCCUACCAAGACAUUUAAGUGACCUCUGUGCAAAAACUUUUUGCAAGAUUUGCAAGAAUCCCGCUGCCUCGCCAAGAUGCAACAUUUUCCGAAGUUUGACAAAAGCCCAGAGCCCACAGCAGACCAGGAAAACAUCACGUUCUUGUGUCAUGUGUAUUUAAUUUUUAACUAUAUUCUCAGAAUUUACUCUCGUAAACUGUAUUUUCGUAUAUAUAU